UCCCAGAUUCGGAUUCUGAAAGCGAAGUGGUCAGUUAAAAAUCGGGUCGGGUUCGAACCGAUCCCACUGUUACUCUCGUAAACCUUCUCUUCCUCACUACCUCGAUUACUCGGUCACAGACCUUUCCAGUUCUUUUAUAUCACAUAUGCUAGGGUUCUGUUUGGUUGCCGAGAAAAAAAAGAAAAACAGAAAAGUAAUUGGGGUUUAAAAUUUUUAAACAAAAAUAGUAGGAAAAGUUGCCAUUUAAAAAAUUUUUUUUUGGGGGUUUAGAAAUCAAUUUUAGUAAAUAAGUAAUUGGUAAUUUGGUUGGCUCAAUUCAUAGAAGAUAAUGAGCAUUGUGCCAAAAGAGAAUAUUGAAGUAAUUGCACAAAGCAUUGGGAUAAACAAUUUGUCUUCGGAUGUAGCCCUAGCUCUUGCCCCCGAUGUGGAAUAUCGCUUGCGUGAGAUCAUGCAGGAGGCUAUUAAAUGCAUGCAUCAUUCAAGGAGAACUAGAUUGACAGCUGACGAUGUUGAUUGUGCUCUGAGCUUGAGAAAUGUUGAGGUAAGUCUGCCAUUAUAUGGACUUACCUCUGGGGGUCCUUUGCGGUUCAAACGAGCAGUUGGACAUAGGGAUCUAUUUUACAUUGAUGACAAGGAUGUAGAUUUUAAAGAUGUGAUUGAAGCUCCUUUACCAAAAGCGCCACUUGAUACUGCAGUUGUUUGCCACUGGCUAGCUAUCGAAGGUGUACAACCUGCAAUUCCAGAAAAUGCACCUGUAGAAGUAAUUGCCGCUCCUUCUGAUGGGAAAAAGUAUGAAUCCAAGGAUGAUGAACUUCCUGUAGAUAUUAAAUUACCAGUUAAACAUGUGUUGUCUAGGGAGCUUCAGCUCUAUUUUGAAAAGAUCACUGAGCUUGCCAUGAGUAAAUCUGAUUCAGUUCUUUUCAAGGAAGCAUUAGUGAGCUUGGCUACGGAUUCAGGACUUCAUCCAUUAGUUCCUUAUUUCACAUGCUUUAUAGCUGACGAGGUUACACGUAAAUUGAAUGAUUAUUCACUUCUGUUUGCUUUAAUGCGAGUUGUUUGGAGUCUUCUGCGGAAUCCUCAUAUACGCAUAGAGCCCUAUCUUCACCAAUUGAUGCCAUCUGUUGUUACUUGCCUCGUGGCUAAAAGCUUAGGGAACAGAUUUACAGACAACCACUGGGAACUUAGGGACUUCACAGCCAACCUUGUUGCUUCAAUAUGCAAAAGAUUUGGUCAUGUUUACAGCACUCUUCAGACACGUCUUACAAGAACAUUGGUUAAUGCAUUUUUGGACCCAAAGCGAGCAAUCACUCAACACUAUGGUGCAAUUCAAGGGUUAACUGCCCUGGGUCCCAAUGUGGUACGACUUCUUAUUUUGCCAAAUCUAGAGCCAUAUCUGCGACUUCUUGAACCAGAGAUGCUUGUGGAGAAGCAAAAGAAUGAGAUGAAGAGAUAUGAAGCUUGGCGCGUUUAUGGAGCCUUGCUGCGUGCAGCAGGUCGAUCCAUAUAUGAUAGGCUCAACAUGUUCCCUCCUUUACAAUCUCCAGCUGCACAUUCAUACUGGAAAGCCAAUGCAAGAGUUGCUACGAUUUCACCAAAUAAACGAAAGAGAAAUGCAGAGGAAACAGAACAGCAGCCACCAUUAAAGAAAAUAGCAACUGAUGGCCCAAUGCAAGCUGAUUCCUCCCCGUUUCAAUCGCAAGGAGAACCUACUGCCAUUGGUCAUUCAAGCGAUACCAAUGCAGAGCCAUCAUCAUCUUCCGGGCAGAUGCCUAAUGAGAACACUCUGUAUAGCAGGGGUAGAAGAGACGAAGGUGCUGGUCAAUCACUAAGGACAUCGGCAAUCCUUUCUCAGGUCUGGAAGGAUGAUUUGAAAUCCGGGCAACUUCUGGUAACGUUGUUUGAGCUUUUUGGGGAAGACAUUCUUUCCUUCAUCCCAGCUCCUGAGAUGUCUUUGUUUCUUUAAGUUUUGGUACAGACUAACUGUAAAUAGAAAGUUGUACAUUUUUCAAUCAAUCUUAUUAGAAUUUCAUGAAAUUGUCGACUA
Messenger RNA from Ziziphus jujuba (common jujube), 2044 nucleotides. Its product is annotated as transcription initiation factor TFIID subunit 6. NCBI's taxonomy places the organism in Eukaryota, Viridiplantae, Streptophyta, Magnoliopsida, Rosales, Rhamnaceae. Bases 329 to 1963 code for a protein of 544 amino acids. Gene Ontology annotation, biological process: RNA polymerase II preinitiation complex assembly; transcription initiation at RNA polymerase II promoter. The transcript has 12 exons. Gene Ontology annotation, cellular component: SLIK (SAGA-like) complex; SAGA complex; transcription factor TFIID complex. The record is from RefSeq and is a predicted model, not a curated record. Gene Ontology annotation, molecular function: protein heterodimerization activity; transcription coactivator activity; RNA polymerase II general transcription initiation factor activity.